Molecule: messenger RNA, 988 nt
Organism: Sabethes cyaneus
Lineage: Eukaryota; Metazoa; Arthropoda; Insecta; Diptera; Culicidae
Product: omega-amidase NIT2
Exons: 2
Coding region: 95-952 (285 amino acids)
Biological process (GO): L-glutamine metabolic process; oxaloacetate metabolic process
Cellular component (GO): mitochondrion
Molecular function (GO): omega-amidase activity
Source: RefSeq, a predicted model, not a curated record
GAUCAAAACAGCUGUGCGGUUUCCUUAUCAGUUCAGUUUAGUUUGGACAAUUCAUGUCUUGAUGCGGAAUUUGCUGUGUUCGUUUCAUUAAAUAAUGGAUAAAAUGGUUCGAGCCGGCUUCCGAGUAGCUCUUCUCCAGCUGAAGGUUGGACUCAACAAGGCGGAAAACGUAGCGAACGCACUAGCCAAGAUUCGUACUGCCGCUCGGGAUAAUGGGGCUCGGUUGGUUGCUUUGCCGGAGUGCUUCAAUUCACCCUAUGGAACCCAGUACUUCGGCCAGUACGCAGAAGAGAUUCCCGGUGGGGACACCUGUCGUAGUUUAUCUGCGGUGGCAAAAGAACUAGGUAUCUAUCUGAUAGGUGGAACGAUUCCCGAGAAAGUUGGCUCGGAUGAUAAGGUUUACAACACCUGCACGGUGUGGUCCCCCGAGGGUGAGCUGAUGGCGAAGUACCGAAAGAUACACCUGUUCGAUAUUAACAUACCCGGAGGAAUUAAAUUUCGAGAAUCUGAUGUUCUUACUGGCGGAGAUCAGCUGGCCGUCGUUUCCGUGGAUGGGGCGAAAAUUGGUAUCGGAAUUUGUUACGAUAUUCGAUUCGAUGAGCUAGCGAGAUUGUAUCGGAAGCAGGGAUGUGACAUGUUGUUUUAUCCCGGUGCUUUCAACAUGAAAACUGGACCCCUGCACUGGGAGCUUCUGGCCCGAGCUAGAGCAACCGACACCCAGUCAUAUGUAGCGACGAUUUCUCCGGCCAGGGAUGCAUCGGCUGGAUAUGUGGCAUGGGGCCACUCGAUGGUAGUCGAUCCGUGGGCAAAGGUUGUAGCUUCAGCCGCCGAAGGUGAGGAAAUGGUUCUGGCAGAUGUCGAACUGAAAACAGUGGACGAAGUGCGUGAACAGAUUCCGAUUUAUGGUCAGAGACGAACGGAUUUGUACGAUACGAAAUUGCAGAAAAGUUGAGGUAUUAGCAUUGUUGAAAACUGAAUAAAAUUUUCU